GGUGGUGGAUACAGCUUCUUUUCUGGAAAAGAUGCCUCCCGUUCUUACGUGACAGGAUGUUUCGAAACUCAUCUAACUCAUGACUUGCGUGGAUUAACACGUGAACAACUUAAGGAUCUUGAAAAUUGGGUUAGUUUUUAUCGUGAUCAUCAUACAUAUUAUAGAGUUGGACGAGUUGUUCAUAAACCUAUUGAUCCAAAUUCACCAAUUCCUCCUCCUUGUAAUGAUGCAUCUGAUAAAAAAUCGUAA
Messenger RNA from Dentiscutata erythropus, 249 nucleotides. The record is from the annotation of a GenBank genome assembly. NCBI's taxonomy places the organism in Eukaryota, Fungi, Glomeromycota, Glomeromycetes, Diversisporales, Gigasporaceae.